AUGGGGGCUGCAAUUGUUUUGUUCCUCGUGAUCAUAUUCAUGGCAAUGGUGUCUUUAAUUCUGCCAUCAAAAUUUGCUGUUGCAGUUGCUGCUGCACACUACAUCCACUCGUUGCCUCUACAGGCAAGGCCGACACUGCCGGAAGAGAUGCAUUACAGAUUCAAGUUAUCACCACCGCCGUCAUACCAAUGGCGGCCAUACCCCUUCAUCCAUAAAUCCCCCUCACCUCCUUAUGCGUCGCCGCCUCCGUCGCCUCCACCGCCACCGCUGGCAAAGAUGCAAUACAGAUUCAAGUCACCGCCACCGCCACCUCCGGAAUCACCACCCCCAUAUCAAUGGCCAAAGAGGUUCAUCCAUAAAUCGCCCCCGCCCCCUUUCUAA
This is a messenger RNA of Momordica charantia (bitter melon), 381 nucleotides long. The record is from RefSeq and is a predicted model, not a curated record. NCBI's taxonomy places the organism in Eukaryota, Viridiplantae, Streptophyta, Magnoliopsida, Cucurbitales, Cucurbitaceae.